Macadamia integrifolia is the source of this 339-nucleotide messenger RNA. RefSeq lists its product as uncharacterized. Lineage: Eukaryota; Viridiplantae; Streptophyta; Magnoliopsida; Proteales; Proteaceae. The record is from RefSeq and is a predicted model, not a curated record. The transcript is spliced from 2 exons. Bases 1 to 339 code for a protein of 112 amino acids.
AUGGCGGACUGGUUUGCUGCCUUGCCGCCUUGCCAAUCGGUGUUUGGAUGGAGGCUAAUGCAUAGAAAACUGCCCUAUGAUGAGAUGGUGAAAAGUAAAGGAGUGUCGCUGCCUUCCAACUGUGAGCUUUGCUCCAAGGCGGAGGAGUCUUUCCUGCACUUGUUCUUGGAGUGUGAAGGGGUUGCUUAUAUUUGGAGUGCCUUUGCAGAGGUUUUCAGGUUUUCAUGGCCAAAUCAAUGGACAGAUUUUCCAGAGCAUGUUACAUGGUGGACCCAAAGGUCUAGCACUACUGGCAUAUCUCAGGUUCAACUACAUCCAAGGGUGAUAUUGAGGCUCUAA